Messenger RNA from Pocillopora verrucosa, 1839 nucleotides. NCBI's taxonomy places the organism in Eukaryota, Metazoa, Cnidaria, Anthozoa, Scleractinia, Pocilloporidae. The record is from RefSeq and is a predicted model, not a curated record.
AUGGAUGGUUUUCCAGAGAAAAAGGAACACCACAGGGACAAAGUAACUCUAGUGAACGAUUAUGUUGAAGAUGAUUCUGAAGGAGGGAAACCUUCUUCAAGAAAACGAACCAUUAUGCGGACCACCCUCAUCUUUGUGGCUAUGUCACUCGUGGUUUGUGGAGCCAUACUCACAGCAACGUUGUUGACUCGGAAAGAGCAAGUUACUGAGCGUUUAGUGGAAGUCAACUUGGAACCAGGUGAAACUCUGUUGUAUCAAGUUGAGCAAGUCCUUGAAGUACGGAGCGGAGAGCUUCAGAAAGGGACACUAAGUACCAUCGUUGCACUUCAAGUGAUAAACAAGACUUCAGAAGAGUAUUGGUUCGUUUUUAAGAUCGUCAGCAUUAAUGCUGAAGGAGAAAACUUGGAAAAAAUCGGUAACGUGACCCGAGGAAGAUCGUUAUAUUUUCUGGUUAGGGUUGAGCGCACUUCAAGGUCUGAGGAAAAGAAAACGUCAAAAUUCACCAAAGCAGACGAGUCCUUUGAAUUAUACGGAAACCCAGAGUCCGACGUAGAGUUAACUCGUUAUGCCCGAGCCAUACUUACACAGCUUCUCCCAACUGUUGAGCGCAACCUUUACGAACGUGUAGACGGAGAGAAACCAGACCCAAAUUCCGAGCCAAAACCUGAAAAAUCUUCCAUGUUUCCCGGUAUUGUGAAGAUGCACAGAGAAGCAAACACAUCGGAAAAUGACGAACUUUUUAUUAAAAACAAAUUCAAUCGGUCGGAUGUCACCAAUAUGACAUCUGACAUCGACUUGGACAUGUCAUAUGCUGAUUCAUCCGUUCUUAAUAAGAGCAACGGCGUGGUAACAAAAGGUGAAGUCCACUUAACUGAACAACUAAAUUUCGGAGAGCCAGUUCAGUUUAAGAAAGGAUCCACAGCCAACAUGAUGAACGUUUUUUUCACGAGUAAGGUUACUCUUCUUGAUGAUGAGGAAUCUCGGAAUAGCUAUCUUGAAGACAAGGAAUUACCAGAUGUUGAUGUUCGUGAUUUCGUCAAACUCAUUGAGCCAAAAUCUGACCAAACAUUCAGGGUGAAAACCUCUGAGAGAGAGGCUCUGAACGAGCCUUCCGCUGAUUCAAACGAAAUGAACAGCACGUCCGCUGACGAAAAUGAGCGAGAGACAAACUUGACAACAGCAUCGCACGACUCGAGACAUCGAAAUCGCAGACAAAACGUUGUUCAAAAGUUCCUUACUGCUCCCCGACAAAGAACGUUCACACUCUUUGAGAAAAAAAUUAUUGGCAUAAAUAUGAAAGUGGAAAGUACUGUUCGAAUUGAAUCAAUUAAAAAGGUAUUCAACCUGAAGCUUGACAAGACCGAGUUGUCUUUGGCUCUGAAGGGCUUUAGUCUUUCGAUACUUGGUGUGGUCACACUACAUCUGGAAUAUUCUAUUGGGGCAAAAGCUAGUCUCGCAGUGAACCGAGGCACACCAUCACCAUCCUGGUUAGGCGUAACGGUCACACCCUCCCUAUCAGUAACAACUUCUUUGCAUGGAUCUGUAGCCGUAGUGAUUAUAAAGGCUGGGGUGGACGGGAACGGAGACUUGAUACACGGAAGUCUUCCAGUCAGCGUGUCGUAUGAUGAAAAUCGUCCUUCCUACAGGGAUACUUGCGUGGAUGUUUCAGCUGAUUUACGGCUCCUUGACCUGGGAGCCCGUGUCUUCUACCAAUGGAGAAAAUGUUGGUUGGACUGGUGGAGGCUUAGAUGCAAGUGGGGUUCUCGACGCACCUUGUUCAGUUUUGGCCGAAGCUCUGCCUUCAGUUUGAGGCGAAAUAUAAGAAAUGAAUGUUACUGA